Molecule: messenger RNA, 1554 nt
Organism: Loxodonta africana (African savanna elephant)
Lineage: Eukaryota; Metazoa; Chordata; Mammalia; Proboscidea; Elephantidae
Product: olfactory receptor 10G9-like
Exons: 1
Coding region: 332-1264 (310 amino acids)
Biological process (GO): G protein-coupled receptor signaling pathway
Cellular component (GO): membrane
Molecular function (GO): olfactory receptor activity; G protein-coupled receptor activity
Source: RefSeq, a predicted model, not a curated record
GUAUGUGUGAGUUUAUGUGUGUCUGGCAGAGAAAUAGAUAGAGAAGGGAAAAGUAAGAGGGUGGGAAGAAAGAAGGGGAAGAAAAAGGAACAGGAGAAAAAAGAAGGAAGAGGAAAGGAGGAAGAGGAGGAAGAAGGGAGAAAAAGAGAUGCUGCUGCAAUCAUUCCACUACCUUUACCAAAGAAAGUUUGCAAAAAGUAAAAUCCAGUUUAGAAUUCUCAAACAUGGCUGAUGCAGUUGCCAUGUGUAGAAAGGGUUUUGGGUUCUCAGCUAAAUGCUGUGUGACCUUUAUAUUCCCUUUCAUAGAGAAAGAGAUCAAAAGUGAAAAGAAAUGUCAAAUUUGAGCCUGGUGACAACGUUCAUCCUCAUGGGCAUUCCCCAUCCACCAGCCCUGGACACCACCCUCUUUGGAAUCUUCUUUGUGAUUUAUGUACUCACUGUGGUGGGCAACCUCUUAAUCCUGCUGGUGGUCAGGGUGGAUUCCUACCUCCACACACCCAUGUACUACUUCCUGGCCAACCUGUCCUUUAUUGACAUGUGGUUCUCCACUGUCACUGUGCCCAAAAUGCUGAUGACCUUUGUCUCCCCAGAGGGUCGGGCUAUCUCCUUCAACAGUUGUGUGGUUCAGCUCUAUUCCUUCCACUUCCUGGGCAGCACUGAGUGUUUCCUCUACACAGUCAUGUCCUAUGAUCGCUACCUGGCCAUCAGUUACCCACUCAGAUACACCAGCAUGAUGAGCAAGAAAACCCGUACCCUCCUGGCCACCAGCACUUGGCUCAGUGGCUCUCUGCACUCUGCUAUCCAGACCAUAUUGACAUUUCGUUUGCCCUACUGUGGGCCCAACCAGAUCCAGCACUCCUUCUGCGAUGCAACGCCUGUCCUCAAACUGGCCUGUGCAGAUACCUCCACCAACGAGAUGGUAAUCUUCGUCAACGUUGGGGUAGUGGCCUCGGGCUGCUUCCUCCUGAUAGUGCUGUCCUAUGUGUCCACUGUCUGUUCCAUUCUGAAGAUCUGCACCUCGGAGGGGAGACACAGAGCCUUUCAGACCUGUGCCUCCCACUGCAUCGUGGUCCUCUGUUUCUUUGUUCCCUGUGUUUUCAUUUAUCUGAGGCCAGGCUCCAGGAAUGCUGUGGAUGGGGUUGUGGCAGUUUUCUACACUGUGCUGACACCCCUUCUGAACCCUGUAGUGUACACCCUGAGGAACAAGGAAGUGAAGAGAGCCCUUUUUAAGCUUAAAGACAAAACACUUUCUCAGAGCAAGUAAUAUCAUUUACUCAUCAGCAUGCCAUUUAUUACAUGUGUAAUUCUCAGUGUUUACUACUAUUUAAAACCACCUACUUGAAAUAUUUCUUUCGCAAAUUUUUCUGUAGAAUUUCUAAAAUCACAAUUAAAUUUUUCAUUUACGAUGAACAUGCCUGUAUUCUGAUGUUUAAAUGCAUUUCUCUGCAAUAGGUUCAUUUUAUCUUUUUUUUUUUUAAUAACUUUUAUUAAGCUUCAAGUGAACAUUUACAAAUCCGAUCAGCCUGUCACAUAUAAGUUUACAUACAUCUCACU